AUGACUGACGAAAGAUUGAAAGAACGCCUUCGCUUGCUCAGACAAGGCCGUCAACCCGAUACUCCGAAAGCGUCUUCCUCUAUCCCUCCCAACACGACCCAGUCCGACUCCAGAAUAUCUACUGCCAAACGUGGUAGAGCUCAAACGACGCAUACGAUCCAACAGGCUGAUACGGAUCAGCAAUUAUUCGAGAGGCUUCGCGACCUACAGUCCAGCGGCAAAGUCCCCCCUUCCAAGCCUCAGCCUCGAGCUGCAUUGCCAGACAUCGCUUCAGCUCCCUCGCGCGCACAGCCACGCGACGAGCAGGACGAGAUCGACGCCCUCAUCCAGUCCACUCAGGACCAGUUGGACAUCGAGCGAUCCGUUGAUAAAGGCGCGAUCAGCUCUCUCGAAGUCGACUCCGAUCACCUCACAGACUCGGACGCAGAAGAAGACAUCGACGCGCUCGCAAAAGAAGCCGCAGAGAUCGUCAACGCAGUCCGUGACGAGCUCGCCGUUGAAGCUUCCGCCCUUUCAGACACUGCUCAACCCAAUCAAGACCCUUCAGACCCUCUGAACAACGUUCGUGAAGACGCUCGAUCAACCAUGGUGCCUUCGAAUCCCGAGAUCGAGAAUGCCCUGGCCGAUGCCUCGCAGGACAGCGAUCUCUUCAUCAACAACGAUGCCUCCCUCCGUCCGCCGCGUGAUGCGGCUGUCGGCAACCCAAAGAAGGGUUCGCGCCGCAACUGGCUCGGCGGCCGCUUCUUCUUUGUCGCGAUGCUGACUCUGUUCGUCUUUGCCAUCUCCGCCGUUCCAGGCGCCUACGCUUUCGGCGCCGGCAACAUCCCCUCCUACGCCUUUAUGGAAGGCAAGGCCUUCCGUCACGGUGACAUUGAAGACAUCCUUGAGGAACUCUUCAAAAAGGCCGGUGGCUCCCUCUUCGGUAACAGCAAGUUCGGUGGUCUCGACAUCAAGCGCACCUACUUUGGCAACUGGCUGCGCGACUACAGCCAGGCCAUGGACGUGGCUGCCCUGCAAAAGAUGUCGAAGCAGGCCAUCCUCAACCUCGUCAUGGUGCUUGGCUUCUUGGCUCACGGCUACGCUACCGCUGAAUUUCAGGUCACCGACGAGAGGCUCGGCGUCUACUUACCCGAAGAGCACCUCGACAAUCCCAAGGGCUACGCGGAUGGCAAGGACGCCCGAGAAUAUGACCCGCGUCUUCGCGAGCCUAUCAACCCGCAGGAGCUGGAGAUCGACCCCCGUUCCGGUAUGAAGAACUACCUCGCCAACGAAAGCGGAGGAUGGCGUACCGGCUCGGGUCUCAUUCGCCGCACGCUUGUCCGCGUCAUCGAGAUGGGCCGACGCGCUCGUGACAGCGGUCAAGAGGCAGAUUUGUACGAGGCGUACCGCCUCUUGGGUCAAGCUCUUCACACGCUCGAGGACUUCCCCGCCCACAGCAACUGGACCGAACUUGCUCUCCACCGUCUUGGCAAUCGCAACGUCUUCCUCCACGUCGGCGACAAUGUCAAAGUGCGUGCUCCCGAUGGCACACAGAUCGCACCCGUCGUCACGGGAACCUUCGGAAGUGCCGACUUUAUUCACUCGCUGCUCGGCGAGGCUCAGGAUCACCUGUCGGAAGCCUCUAUCUCGGAUCUCAACAAGGCCAUGGACGACGCCAAGCGGCAGUCGAGCGGUAACAACCGCAGCUCUGUCCAAGACCUCCUCGGCAUGCUCACCAAGAUUCCCGGCGGUGGCGGCAGCAACGUCUCGCGCGAUCUCGAGGACGUCUCCCGCGGUCCCGUCACCGACCCUGCCCAGAUGUCUCCACAGGAGAUGUACGCCAACCUCUGGAAGAUCCUCGAACUUCGCGACCGCAUCAUGAAGGGCAUCGCAGGCACGAUUGAAAAGAUCCCUGGUCUCAAUGCGCUCGUGGAGAAGCUGGGCAAUGAGCUGUCGAUUUUUACCCUGACGCUCAUCGAGCCGUAUGCGAAGCCGAUCAUGGAACAGGGAAUGAGCGCUCUCAAGAUGGGAUCCGGUGCCGUCAUCAACAAGCAGGAGCAAUUCGAAGUGUUCGACGACCCCAACGCUUCGGACCCGACCCACUCGAUGCUCAGCAAAGACCACUUCGGUCUCAUCCUCAACGAGGUCGCUGGCAACGUUGCCAAGAUCAUUGUACGCAACACUGUGACCCGAGUUGUCAAGGCGUGGGACGAUCGCAGCCUCGAUGCUGCGCGCGUUGCGGACGAAUGCCUUGCGCCCAUGUUCCACCCGUACUGGUUCAACCAGCAAGGUGCUGCGCCGGUGCAGAAGGAGAUGAUGGACUACGUCGCCAACUGGGCCAGGAGCCACUCGACCGAGAUCGGACGGCUGAGCAAGCAGAGCGUGCGAGCCCACACCAACACGCGCUCUGGAAAGGCGGAACCUCACACGCACGGCGACGAUCAGCCGAACAUCAGCUCCUUCAUGGGCGGUGCCAACAGUCAGGCCGCCCACAACUUCCAGAGCAACCACCACUACGGCAGUGGCGGUGGUGGUGGAGGAGGAGGAGGCUAUCCCGGCAGCAGCGGUGGUGGUGGAGGGGGUGGCAACAGCAUCGGAGCGCAGAUGGCGGGCUAUGCGAGCAACUACGUGUCGAACCAGGUGCACGGUUUUGUCGGUGGACGCAUCCCCGGUGGCAACCAGUUCUUCCGUGAACUUCCCGAAGGUGGUUCAGGUGGCCCUGGAGGACCUGGAGUGGAGUCUGGCUACGGCGGUGGACGCGACGAAAAUGAGAGUUCGUAUGAGCACAGUGGUCCCGGAGGACCUGGAAGAGACUCUAGCUACGGCGGUAGACGCGACGAGAACGAGAGUUCGUACGAGCACAACCGGCCGUCGUUCCCACAAGCCGAGCCGACGGGUCAACACGGCGGAUUCGGUGGUCACGACGGUUACGCGCCUCCUGCUGGACCUCCCCCCGGACAAGGCGGAUACGGCGGAGGUUACGGUCAACCCGAAUACGGACAGCAGCAGGGCGGAGGAUACGGUGGGCCACCCCAAGGCUACGGCCAGCAGCCACCACAGCAAUACCCUGAUCCCGGCGGAUACGGUCAAGGCGGCUACAACCAGGGCGGAUACAACCAAGGCGGGUACAACCAGGGCGGCGGUGGUUACGGCGGCGGUUACGGCGGUGGUUACUAG
Messenger RNA from Pseudozyma hubeiensis SY62, 3156 nucleotides. RefSeq names its product heterokaryon incompatibility protein. The record is from RefSeq and is a predicted model, not a curated record. NCBI's taxonomy places the organism in Eukaryota, Fungi, Basidiomycota, Ustilaginomycetes, Ustilaginales, Ustilaginaceae. The transcript has a single exon. Bases 1 to 3156 code for a protein of 1051 amino acids.